CCGCGGUCACGUGACCGAGCUGCGUUUUGAGCGCACUAACCAGGUACGAGCAAAUUCGUUGUUUUUUUCGUGGUUUUUCGCGCGCCACGGCCGAAAAAGCCGAGGCGUCGUGAAUUUCGCUUGUUUCUGACUCCGGACGUGUCCUUCGAGUACGCAAACAACGCUUAUAAUAACUACUGUAAAUAGGGAGUGUAUAUAGUGUGAUAAGUGAGUGAUAUAGGUGUGUGGGAUUUUAGUUGGCAAUGAGUUCAAGCAACAAAUCGGUGUCCUCCGGUGGGAGAAGCACCAACAAAAAUAAAUCAUCACAACAACAUGGGAAAUCAGAUCAUCAUCAAACUAAAUCAUCGGAUUCAAUAAAACAUGAAAAAAUGCAGCCAAACACUGUUCAGAUGCGGCAUGCACAAAUCAUUGACACUAGAAUGGGUAGUGGUGAAGAUCCUAUUUUGAAAGAGCGUAUAAAACAAGUCAUGGAUAUGACUAGACGUUCAGAAGAUGAAGUUGUUAUGGCUUUACAUGAUAGUGAUGGAGACUUGGAUCGUGCUGUUAAUGAUCUUUUGGAAGGGGUAAAAACAGAAUGGGAAGUGAAAAAAAAGAAGCCUCGUCAACCAAGUGGUUCAAAACAGAAUAUGGAUACUUCUGGUGGUCAAGAUGAGGGUGGUGAUUGGGAUGAAAGGCGCAAUCAACGAGGAGGUGGUCCCCCGCGUAUGCGAAGUCGUGCUAAUCACGAUAAUCGUGGAUGGCGCGGUCGAGAAAACAAAGAGAAUGAAAGAAAUAUGGAAGAUGGUGUUCGUGAUGGUAGUUACAGUGGUAAUAGAAGGGGUAGAGGUGGUCCUGGAAGACCUGGCCGAGGUGGGCGAGGUGGAGCAAGGGGACUUGGUCCACGAACAUUUGCCAAUCGGAAUGAUCCAUCAUCUGCUUCGUCGACUCAUAGUUUUAAUCGAUCGAUCGAUACAUGGACAGGUAACGAAGAGCAACAACAAGUUACACAGGAACCAAAGAUGGAUGCAUGGAAUAAUUUGGAUUCUACAGAAGACUGGGAUAAUGAAGAGUAUACAGGUUCACUGGCAGAUACAAAAGUUUUUACGCCAAGCACUUCUGUAGCAGAACCUACAUCUUCUACAGAAGAACCAAAAGCUCAGGACUUACAAACAGUGCAAUCAAAUCAGAAUGUAAAUUUAUCAUUAUUACAACAGGAAGAAUUACCAAAAUUAUCAGAAAUACCAUCAAUACAACAACAAACCUUAAUUCAACAAACUCAGCAGCAGCAACCUGUAUUAAGUUUACCAACAAUGCAGCUAUCGCAACAACCAAAUGCUAUGAGUGGCGGAGUAUUAACAGCUGCUCAGACGCAAUAUUUAACACAACUUACUCAACAAACAAGUGAAAAUUUGAAAGCUGCUGGACAGUCUACAUUCUCCUCAUCGAUAUCCAGUCAGCCUCAAAGACAGACAAAGCAACGUCCGAGGGUGCCACCACCAUCAAAAAUACCAUCUAGUGCUGUAGAAAUGCCUGGAGAUGCUGUUAAUAGUGGCAUUGGAUUUCUUGAUGUUCAAUUUGGAGCACUUGAAUUUGGUAGCGAUUCAAGCUCUCUUGAUGGUUCUGCAAAUGAAAAAUACAAUUCAGCAAGUAAUACAAUAGCUGGUGUAGAUGUGUCUUCUACUACAAAUACUGUAAACACUGCCAAUACAAAUAGCUCUUUGGACAUCGAAACAACGCAACCAUCAUCCACAACACCUUUCAACACUACUUCUCAAAUGUUAUCGAAUAGCGACAACUUACCAGUAUCAAGUGAACAUUCAAUAAACGCGCAAACAUUCACUGCUCGUGGUAGCAGUACUGGACAAACUUUAGAUAUAACUAAACAAGAUUUCACGUCACAAGUUUCACCAGGAAAUGCACCACCCUAUGGUACAACUACAACUUACCAAUCUCAAAAAUCAUCGUUUCAAGCACCCGCAGCAACACCAAACACUUAUAACGCAUAUUCUACAAAUGCUCAAUCUGCUCAAUCGUCUUUUCAAACUGCGUCAGGCACGAGUGCUAAUAGUUACUCUGCAACAGCAACUGUUUCACAAGCAAGUUACAAUUCUUCAUCAUCAUUUCCUCAAUCUAAUACAUCAACCUUUAGUCAAGCAUCUCCUUCUGCAUCUGCAUCUGUAACUUCAGGCUAUAAUCAACCAACAACUACAAAUCAGGUGUAUCAAUCUGCAAGUGGAUAUGUACCUACUACAACAUCUCAGUAUCAAGCACAAUCUGUAGCUACGAAUACUGUAUCAAAUAGCAGUACAGGUUAUCAAACAAGUGGAUAUCAAGGAUCAUCUUCAUUUCAGUCGACUCCACAAGCUUAUCAGCCAUCUGCCACUACAUUUACUUCACCCAUUACUCAAACUUCUGGAGCUUACCAAAGUGCAGCACAAUCUGUAUAUGCGAGUGCAUAUGGCACAUAUGCCAGUCAACCUCAAACAGCAUCUCACAAUCAUAAAUUGAACAGUAAUACAACAAAAGAUUCUCAAUACGAUAGUAAUACGACGACAUCAAAUAGUUCUCUUGCAACUACAACGGCACCUACAUUAGGUCUUAGCUCUACGACCAUAAAUAGUUCACAAACUAAAGUAACAACUUCUAAUGCGGUGCCGAAAAGUACAUCAAGUGGUGUAGUAACUGGGAGUAGUGGAACUGGAAAUAUGACAGGUGGUGGUGCAGCUGGUAGUAUGACUCCAAUGCUGAGUCACCAAUAUAUUAUGGGUCAAGGUGUACCUUAUGCGUUUCAGCAACCAGUGUAUAGUUAUGAGGAAUUACAACUUAUGCAACAAAGAAUACCACAUAUGCCAACUACUGGUUACUAUGACGCGGCCUUGGGCUAUCAGACAACCGGCCCUGCUACAAGCCUCGGUGGGGGACGAGGAGAUGCACUUUCCGGUGUACAAGGUGUUCAAGGAGUACAAGGUGUACAAGGAGCUUAUACCAGUAUUAGUGAUGCCAGGUUCGCCAGAAACGACAGUAAUGCAUCUCCAGUUCCAUCUACUAUGUCACAACAGACUGCUACACAGCAUCAACAACCAAUGAUGAAUCCUACACUUCCUCCAACCUAUGCAUAUUUUGCAUAUAGUGGUGGAAUAAUGCCAGGUGGCUUUCAAUAUGGAACCCCUGCUAUUUAUCCUCAGAUAGCGACUGCUGGUAAUGCAGGUACAAACAGUGGUGCAUAUAGUGCUAAACCAGGAAGUUAUGGAUCUGGAUAUGGAGCUGGUGCAAGUUAUGAUGCAUUAGCAUCUGCUGGUCCUUCUGCUGAAUACAAAGGUGCAGGGAGUAGUUAUACAAGCACACAAACUGGUAAAACAGGAACAUCUACAGGAAAUACAAAUACUGGUGGAUCGUCUGCAACUGAUAUUAGCGCCACGAUGUACGCAAAAAGUCAUGUAGCACUUAGCAAAGUGAAUUCCUACGACAAACAAACUUUUCACUCAGCAACUCCUCCGCCAUUUAGUCUUACUGGUAGUCAAAACGCUGGUUUGCCUGGUGCAUAUGGAACGCCGCAUUUGUUUAUUCCUACUAUGCCUCAUCAGUUGCAUCAGCCACUUCAUCAAGAUGGUGGUAGCAGUACAGGCCAAAGGUCCAAUACAAGUUCCCAAAAUAAAGCCCAAGCAAAGCCUGGCUACAGUCCUAGUUACUGGACUGGAAGUAAUUAAAAAGUUGGACUACGCAAGGGAAAAGAGAGGAAAAAAGUAAAAAAUGCACCAUUUUAGACAAACUACAAUUUCGCCAUUGUGAAACACGGUGGUGUGAAAUAAGGACAUUGACACAAAUGAUAUAAAGGACACGAGACAAUUUUUUUUGGUGAAACUAUAUUAUUCUGGUAUGACACGAGUUAAUGUAAAAUAUAAAAUAAAUCUUAAAAUG
Messenger RNA from Eufriesea mexicana, 3897 nucleotides. It is a transcript of the gene lig, whose product is annotated as ubiquitin-associated protein-like lingerer. The record is from RefSeq and is a predicted model, not a curated record. The transcript has 15 exons. Gene Ontology annotation, cellular component: cytoplasm; nucleus. Gene Ontology annotation, molecular function: protein binding. Bases 243 to 3686 code for a protein of 1147 amino acids. Lineage: Eukaryota; Metazoa; Arthropoda; Insecta; Hymenoptera; Apidae.